Molecule: messenger RNA, 1864 nt
Organism: Vitrella brassicaformis
Lineage: Eukaryota; Vitrellaceae
Source: the annotation of a GenBank genome assembly
GCCAAAUGGGACGCUUACCAUCGCCAAAGUAGCUGGAGUAUUCGCCGUCUCGCCAGCUUCAUCAUCGACGUGGUGACUGAGGUGUGGUGAGUUGAGUUGAGUAGCGCCGAGCAUGGGCAGCCUGCUGCAGCCCAAGACUCUUUUUAGCAUCCUGACGGUCGUGGCGCUCGUGUGGAGCGUGCCCGAGACCGGCAGACUGAUCAGACACAUACGCGAGAGGGACAAGGGGCCGCCGCCACCGCGGCUGCCGGAUGAGGACGCCACGUAUCCGGAAUACGGAGAUCUGUGGUGGUGCUGCGGUGUGGCGGCGCUGCUCAUCGUCGUGAGGCUGGCCACCAUCUACUUGCUCAAGCCGCUCGGCGAAAAACUGAUACCAAAGGGGUGAGAUGAGAGUGACUGAGGGCGGAGAAAGAUCACUCCGGGAAAGAUGCUGCUACUCCCGUACCUGUGUGUCUGCUUAGGCGGUGGUCGGACCGUGUUCGUGAUAUGAAGGUCGAGCGGUUCGGCUCAGCUGCCUUCAAGACCACCUACUUCGUCUGCGUCGUGGCCUUCGGCUACCGAGCGGUUCGCCACACAGACUGGCUGCCGGCCUCUCUGGGCGGCAGCGGGGCCACCAUCCACUUCUGGAGCGCCGAUUACGUGCCAGCCGCUGUCAAGUGGUACUACGUGGUCAACAUGGGAUACUACCUUCACUCGUUUGUCUACGACAUGGCCAUGUCGCCGCGCCGCCCCGAUUUCGCCGAGAACACGCUGCACCACAUCGUGAUCCUGCUGCUGAUGGUGUUCUCCUUCCUCUACCGCUCGUGGGUGCGUGUGGGCAGCGCGGUGAUGCUCCUGCAUGACGCCUGCGACGUGCUCGUGUACCUCUGCCGCACUUUGGUCGACACACGGUUCACGCGCGUGACGUUUGGCUUCUUCCUGGCCCUGCUGGGGGCGUCGUUCUACCUGCGGCUGUAUGUGUUCAAGUGGCACGUGCUCGACAGCAUCAUCUACGAGAUGGCCGUCGAGAGGCGACAUGGCGACGGGGUGGCCUGGCUGGCCUACCUCCUCGCCACAUUAGGCCUGCUACACGUAUAUUGGUUGGUACUCACACACACACAGGCAGACUCCUUUGGUGCUCACUGUCUGUGCAUUCUCCCCCACUGUGUCCGUGCGUGUGUGUGUGUGGGCUCACCAGGUACACUCUGAUGGUCAAGAUGUUUUGCGUGUACGUGCAGUCGGGCGAGACCACCGACCUGCCCGCCAAGCUCACGGACGUGCAGCCCGUCUACAGUGAGGACGACCGCCCCCUGAUGCCCCCUCCCAGCGACAACAGCAGCCUGGCCUUCCACCUGUCCGCCAACACCACCACCAAGAGGCGAGAGGCACCACCGCACGACAACAGCAGCAGCAGCAGCCAGGGGUUCUCGCGGAUCAGCACGAACGAGGGCAGCAACGGCAAUGGCGUCGUAGCAGCUGGAGCGGGACCAGGGGGCAAUGACGACAAACACAUGUGACAGUGGGAUGGCGUAUCUGUGUGGGCGGGGUGGUGGGUGGGGUGGUGGGUGUAUAGGGGUACUUGGGUAGAAGUACGGUCUGUCAGACGCACAAGAGAGAGAGAGAGAGAGAGGAAAGGGGCGAGGGGGGCACAUAGAUACGCAACUAAAGUACCUCCGUCUGUCUGUAUCAGUAUGUCUCAAUGCGGCUGACUGUUUUGCUGUGUGUUCGUUUCUGUCCCUGCUGCUGCUGCUGUUUCUGCGGUGUGUGAUGUGGUAUGGUGUAUGUGUGAUGAGACAGACAGACGGACGGGCUGCUUCUCCGUUUUGCUGAUGGACUGAUGGAGAGCGCACGUGUGUGUAAAUAAACCUAUGCCGCCAAGUCUCUU